This is a messenger RNA of Seminavis robusta, 858 nucleotides long. Lineage: Eukaryota; Bacillariophyta; Bacillariophyceae; Naviculales; Naviculaceae. The record is from the annotation of a GenBank genome assembly.
AUGAGAGGUCAUCAAGUGAUCCAGGCUGCUUCAUUGGUUUGGUUGUCGUUUUUCUCCCCAACAUGGUCAUUCGCACCCAGGUCCAUCGUCCUGUCACCAUGCCAACAACGACACUACUAUCGACGCCAGAUCUCCAAUGAGAGGACGAGAAAGAACCAGUCGCAACGUUUGCGGCAACCUGACACUCCAACCACUCUCCAUCUCUCAGCAGCCGAAGUCGAAUCGGCCGCCCUCGGAUUCUUUAAUGGAAUUCGUACCCCCUCUGCUCUCCUUGUGGGGACCUCGUUGACUGCCUUUUUCACCUUGGUGAAGGAGACCAAAAAACCGCAACCAAAUCGAAUGCGUGCGAGGUUGAUCGCCUUGUAUCACGUGCUGGCCCUUGUGUCCCUCUUGCUCAGUUUAAACGUUGUCAUCACCGCCACGGCUGCCGGAGCAGUUCUGUUGCUCGAUGAUUUUAAUGCCGAGGCAGUGACUCCCUAUGUGUUUAUGAAGAAUCACAUGUUCUACGAGUUGUUGACCACACGGUGGUCCUUCUAUGUGAGCUUGCUGUCAUUUCUUGGAGCUGUCACCACCAGAGCCCUGAUUGAGUUUGAUUUGCUCGAACGCAAACGACGCAAGCAAGCGGCAGUGUUCCUUUUCAGUAUGGGUGCUCUAGUCUCCCAUCUUAUUUCUUUUAUCAAUAGCACUCUCUAUUCUUCCCCGAAUUUGGCGGCCAUGACGGUACAAGUUUUCAAGGUGGUCUUUGUCAGAGCGGUUAGAAGUCGCAAUCCCUUGGAUCUCCUCUCGGUGAUCUUGCUCUUUCUCGCCGCGUCGGUGGGUGCUUCCAUGUGGUGGAGGGAUCCUGAAACUCAAGACUAG